Cladocopium goreaui is the source of this 552-nucleotide messenger RNA. Lineage: Eukaryota; Dinophyceae; Suessiales; Symbiodiniaceae. The record is from the annotation of a GenBank genome assembly.
AUGGGUUAUCCGCGUUUCGGCGCUAUUUUGGCGUUGAUCUUGGUACGGCUCUGCAUUGGGAGAGGCUACAGCUGGGAGGCUCCUGAAGUGCGGGUGCUGUGUCUGGUCUUCCUGGCUGAGAUGGUCGAGGACCUUUGCAGCUACAUCCUAUGGCGCCUGGACAUCGACGUCUCGCCAAAGAAGCAGUUUGCCACGGACCAAGAGGUAGAAGUGAAGGUUCAGAGGAGGAUUAGCCGUCGACUUUCACAGGGCUCACUGCUGGCUGUGUCCCCACAGCCCGAGUCGAGAUCCGACCGGGACGUGGACGGUAUGGUCGAACGAUGGAAGGUGCGGGUGGCGCACGACUUCAAAUUUGGGCCCAAGGACUUCGGUCGCUUGCCCUUCUGGGCCCAUUUAAUGCCUGCCACGCUGGCACAGUUUCACACCAUUUUCUCCCUGAUCGUCGUGAGCAACGGCUUAGUCUUCCUGCUGGGUCUGUGUGACUUUAAAGAGACUGGUCGAGUGGUUGGCUUGCUGUGGUGGCCGAUCAGGGAUGAUCCUUGCCACUGCUGA